AUGGCAGGGCUGACGAAGGAGAUUCAUGAGGCGACUAUGCAGACCCUGACGAAGUUCAACGCCCUGGAGCCGAAGGAUGCUCAGGUCUCGCUGGAGCAGCUGAAGGAGCUGAAAGUUUGUGCAAGUCAGGCCUGCGACCUGCUCGACAACAUGAUCUUGCACGCGCUGCCGUCCAGAGAGACGAUUCAGAAAGAGCUUGAAAGUCUGAGCGACUUCAAAGAUGUCACGGCCUUGUUUGAAACGCAUCUGAUACCGAUGCUGUCGGAGAAGGUAGAGAAGGCUCUGGAGGCUGAGGUUCCUUUCCGCGUCCUCUCCAUGUUGGCUCCGAUCCUUCAGUUCUUCAACAGUCAUCAGAGCAAGAUGGAGGGCUCGGAAGAGGUGGCGAGGAAAUUCAUUCAGCAUUGGGCGGAGCUGCUAGGCGAGGGUUUGAGCAUGAUGGGCGUCACCGACGACUUCGAGAUCGAUGCGACGGUCUUCCAUGAGCUGCUGUCUGCUGUCCAGAACGUCGGGAUCUUUGAGGACGACUCUCUCAACGAGGCAGCUGAGCAGCUGGAAGGGUUCCUCAGGCAGUAUGAGGAGGACGGACAAGAGUUUGAGGAGUAUGGCGGCGAGAUCUCGGAUGAGGAGGAGGACGGAGGCGUUGUACGUGGGAGCAGCGAGGACGGAGACGCUGAAAUCGAGGAGCAGGAGGAACCGAAGGGGAAGAGGGGGAAUGGCCCAGAGGCCAAGAGGAGAAAGAAGACGUGAUGGGACAAGCGUUGUUCUCUAGUUUUCAAAACCUGGCGCAUGUUGCUCCCAGCCCGGAGAUCUUUGAAGUUGCCCAGUCGCACUCUUGCACAUUAAUCGAUCAGACAGGAAAUGAAAUGAAGUUUUAAG
Messenger RNA from Guillardia theta CCMP2712, 876 nucleotides. RefSeq lists its product as hypothetical. The record is from RefSeq and is a predicted model, not a curated record. NCBI's taxonomy places the organism in Eukaryota, Cryptophyceae, Pyrenomonadales, Geminigeraceae. The coding region runs from base 1 to 747 and encodes 248 amino acids. The transcript is spliced from 6 exons.